This is a messenger RNA of Cicer arietinum (chickpea), 2098 nucleotides long. RefSeq names its product F-box/kelch-repeat protein At1g22040. The record is from RefSeq and is a predicted model, not a curated record. NCBI's taxonomy places the organism in Eukaryota, Viridiplantae, Streptophyta, Magnoliopsida, Fabales, Fabaceae. Gene Ontology annotation, molecular function: protein binding.
UGCUAGUGCGAUUAUUAUAGUAUUUAGUAGAGUUUGAUGUGGGAAUUUCUGAGUUUUGUGCUUUAAAUUUCAAUUUUGGGUUUGAAGUUUGAACAGUGAUGCGGUUGCAGUGAUGGUUCCGAAUACAAUGCCACUUUUCCUCAUUUUUACGUUUCCAUUCAUCAUAUCCUAACAUCGAUUUUAUUCUUCAUUCCUUUUUUUCACAAACCCCAGAUAUUGAGUUGAGUUUUUCCGGAUAUGGGUUCGUUUUUCAGUGUUGCGAAUACCAAUUCUGAUCAAAGUGAGGGAGAUGGCGUCUCUUCAAAUGAGACAUGUAAGAGGCAAAGAAUGACGGCUACCUUCUAUGAAGAGAAUCCGAGACUAUUCCCUAAUCUACCUGAUGAGGUUUCGAUUCAGAUUAUUGCUAGACUUCCUCGAAUUUGUUACUUCAAUUUAAGGUCGGUGUCGAGGAAGUGGAAGUCGGUUAUCGUGAGUUCAGAAUUAUAUAAAGUAAGGAAAGAACUAGGGACGACUGAAGAGUGGCUAUAUCUGUUGAUUAAGGUAGGCGAAAAUAAGCUUCAGUGGCACGCGGUAGAUCCUCGUUCUCAGAUAUGGCAGAGACUGCCUACUAUGCCUAAUGUUGUCGAUGAAGAUGAAUCUAGGAAGGGUUCUUCUAGGCUUUGGAUGUGGAACAUUGUGGAAGGUAUCAGAAUUGCUGAAGUUAUUAGAGGCUUUCUUGGACGGAAGGAUGCAUUUGAUGAAAUGCCCUUUUGUGGUUGUGCUAUUGGAGCUGUUGGUGGAUGUCUCUAUGUUCUAGGUGGAUUCUCUAAAGCUUCGACUAUGAGAUGUGUCUGGCGAUUUGAUCCAAUACAAAAUACAUGGAGCAAGGUGAGUUCUAUGUUGACAGGUCGGGCAUACUGUAAGACAGGGAUCUUAAAUAACAAGCUUUAUGUUGUUGGAGGGGUUAGUCAAGGUCCAGCUGGAUUAGUACCUCUUCAAUCUGCUGAAGUUUUCGAUCCGUCUACAGGUAUAUGGUCAGAUGUUCCUAGUAUGCCAUUCUCGAGAGCUCAGGUCCUUCCCAAUGCUUUCUUGGCCGACAUGUUAAAGCCAAUUGCGACGGGGUUGACAUCAUACAAUGGAAGGUUAUGUGUUCCACAAAGUUUGUAUUCAUGGCCCUUUUUUGUUGAUGUUGGAGGAGAAAUCUAUGAUCCUGAAACAAACUCGUGGAUAGAAAUGCCAAUUGGAAUGGGCGAGGGUUGGCCCGCACGGCAGGCGGGUACGAAAUUAAGCGUCGUAGUGGAUGGUGAAUUAUAUGCUUUUGAUCCUUCUAAUACUAUGGACAAUGGAAGGAUCAAGGUAUAUGAUCAAGGGGAAGAUGCUUGGAAAGUUGUUAUUGGAAAAGUCCCUAUAUAUGGUUCUGAUGAUUCAGAAUCUCCUUAUCUACUUGCUGGUUUCCAUGGAAAGCUUCAUGUCAUCACAAAAGAUGCCAAUCGUAAUAUCGCUGUUCUGCAGGCCGAACUGCGCAAUAAUUUGGAUUCAUCGGUACCAUCACCCUCAAAUCCGUCGCAAAGUUCAUUGCAUGAACUUGUGGAGCCAGCGGCGGCGGCUGAAUCAGAUGCUGUUGUUUGGAAGAUAGUUGCCAGUAGGUGUUUGGGACAUGUUGAACUAGUUAGUUGCCAAGUAAUUGAUAUGUAGCUGCAAAUAAUAAAUGUGUCAGUCAAUGUUUGAAGGUGUUGGUUUGUUGAAAAUGACUACAUGAGUUAGUAGCCUCCUUGGACUGAAUUCAUUUGGAUUUUGUGUAAGGUGUCGGCAAAGGGAAGGGUACUGCUGUUAUAGUUUGUUUGUACUUAUAUUGAUAUUUUUACAGGGUAAAUAAAGUCCUAUAGAAACUGUCAGUUUGGACACUGACAUUCUAGAAUAAUAUCAGAGAAAGGAAUCGAUAGUAUCAUUUUGUCAUACUAGAUAUAUACAUACAUUAAAUAACGUAGGUAACAAGGUGAAUAUGGUAUUUAUAUUGUAGUAUGAAAAUCACUUAGUAGAUGGGGUCAACUAUAUUCAUCUCUCCCGUACAUAUAAGACAGACUCUUUUACCUGGUUCACAGAAUAAAUUUGUCAAUAA